Messenger RNA from Xenia sp. Carnegie-2017, 3791 nucleotides. RefSeq names its product solute carrier organic anion transporter family member 4A1-like. Gene Ontology annotation, molecular function: protein binding; transmembrane transporter activity. Lineage: Eukaryota; Metazoa; Cnidaria; Anthozoa; Malacalcyonacea; Xeniidae. Gene Ontology annotation, cellular component: membrane. The record is from RefSeq and is a predicted model, not a curated record. Gene Ontology annotation, biological process: transmembrane transport. The coding region runs from base 1448 to 3547 and encodes 699 amino acids. The transcript has 11 exons.
AUUUACACCUGUGUAUUUACACGGAAUAAACAGGUGGUGGUUCACCGCUGAUCGUAGAUGGGGCAGCUUCUUCCAUAGCGUUCAUUAACUCCGCUGCCAAUUCUUCUUCACUGGAGAAAUUACUGCGCAUCCUGCGACAGAUGCUUUCUGAUUGACACCGUGAUCCAGUAUGAAAAUGCACAAGUACCAACCGACAUAACAACUGAAAUGAAUGUAAAAUGAGAACAGCUAAGAAAGGCAAUGAUUAUGACAAUUUCAAUCGAAGCCAUGUAUGCACAUGAGAAGGCAACACACCUGAAACAAUAUUGCCGAUCGAAUUUGAGCGGAAUAAUUGACACAGUCUACUUCGUGGGCCCCAAAUGUCCAUUAAACAUGCAAGGAAGCUGCUAAAUGUAGCACAACAUAGGAAACCCAUGAUUAUCUUCAAUUUCAAGAUGGUAUCAUCACUGUAACAUAACUUUUCUAAAAGCACGAAGAGUUGCGUGACACAACUGACAAAAAACGACAAAACGACUCAAGGAAAUACACGAACGCCAGUCAUAACAAUCAGAACGCUUGUUUGAAAAACGUACGCACACAAAUACCAGCAAAUAACCGAACAGCAUCAAUUCAGGACGAAAAUACAAAAAAUAAAUCACUAGCAGGCAUGCCGUAAACAUAAACGAAAUUCGAUAUCAUCAUUGUUGACAAACGGUGGUGAAAGUACUGGAUCAUCUUCACAUGACAAAUUGACAACUUACUCAAAUCGCUGUUUGCCUUCAAAGAAAGCAUUUUAUAGAUUCCUAUGUGAUGUCUUCGGCAAUAUCCUUCUUUGACAGAAAACCAUCUCGGUUCAACGAGGGCAGUAGCAAGGAAUAUGACAGAAGUCAAGCCGAAGAAAGCCGACACUAAAUUACGUUGAGAAAGUGGCUUUGGUCUGUAUCGUACAUGACUUGAAUGUGACUGUCGAUUGUUAAAUAAUCCAACCGGAGCGAACAUUUUAAACGUGUCUUCACGUUGUUUUCUUAUCAGGAAAGUACCAACUAUUUAAAACGAAUUCUCGGUUCAGGUAAUUCUUUGAACCCCAGCGAGAUCGAUAUUUUCCCGUCUCCUUUCUUUCUUCCCCCGUCAAAAAUAUCACGAAUGUUGCCGGAAAGUGUCGAAAAGUACUCGAGCUUCGUUCGCCAUAUGUCAAUUUGGUGAAUGGAAUUACAUUCUCGUGCAACAUAAGCAAAUAUUACGGAUUUCAGACAGGAGUUUUAAAAAAAGACAAAUAAAGGAUCAAACUUAUGUGCAACGGGAUCCAUCGCAUCGUGCAAAUGAGCGUACAUUAAUUCAAUACAAGGAAAUUUCAAUGACUUUCACAAAAAAACACAGAUGAUCCUCGAGAGUAAAUUUGUAAGUUCUUGAACGUUGUCUUCGUUCGAUCAACAGCUCAUGCAGAACGCGUGCAAAUAGACGAGAAAGCAUGGAAGAGAGAUCAGAAGAACCGGAUUUGAGAUGCGGAUGGCUAUCGUGGAAACCAAAGUUUAUGCAGCAAUUCAACAAUCCAAAAUGGUUCCUCUUCUUCUUCACCGUGUUCUCUUGUGUUCAAGGGAUGAUAAUCAAUGGUUUCACAGCGGCAGGUUUGACCUCAAUGGAGAGACGUUUUCAACUGAGCAGCAAACAAGCCGGCAUGAUCGUUGCCGCACACGACGUCUCAUCCUUGAUAUUUGUCGUGUUUAUCAGCUACUACGGUGAAAACAGACAUAAAGCUAGGUGGAUCGGGAUAGGGGCACUGGUAACCAGUAUAGGCUGUCUAUUUUUUGCUUUACCGCACGCCUUGGUAGGAAAAUACUCCCCUAACGAACAGGUGGGAAACUCGUUAGAGAAAUCGUUAUGUCGAGGUCUCAAUCAUAACAUGACGAAUACUUGUGAAAAUUUUUCUGCGUCGGACUGGAAAUACAUGUUUAUCUUUAUUGGAGCAAAGUUGGUUCUUGGUGUUGGUAUGACCCCGGCCUUCACCCUCGGUCCUGCAUAUAUCGACGAGAAUGUACCCCCGGAAGUUGCACCUAUGUAUAUCGGGGUUUGGUUCAUUGCGACAUUCUUUGGUCCGGGAGUGGGUUAUCUUGCUGGUGGUACGUUAAUGAACAUAUACGUGGAUUUAAUAGAGCCUCCUGACAUGGAUCUCACGCCGUCUGAUCCUCGAUGGGUAGGAGCCUGGUGGCUAGGUUAUUUUGCGGGAGGCCUCUUGCUUUUGAUGACGUCUUUACUGAUCAUGGCCUAUCCCCGUGAAAUGCCUGGCACCCAAGAGAUUAGGACACGAGCUAUUCGCGACGGAAAGGUAAAGGAGAAAAAUCAAAACCUCCACGGUCGACUCUCCGAGAUCAUUCCAGCGACGAAGUCCCUCGUGUGCAAUGCAGUUUACAUGUGUAAUACACUGGCGUUGACCGGAACGGGACUCGUUGUCACCGGACUUGCACCCUUCAUCUCGAAGUUCUUACAGUCACAGUUCGGGGCGAACACGGCAGAUGCAGGCAUCUUUGCCGGUGUGGUAAUCGUCCCCGGUACUGCGGGCGGUAUCAUCUUGGGUAGUUAUCUGAUUAAGAGACUGGAUCAAAGAGUCGUGUGUAAACAUGCAGCGAAGUACUGCCUCAUCUUCUCAUUUGUCGGAAUUUUCGGAAUGUUGACGUUCUUAAUUCCCGGAUGUAACACGGCAGAAAUUGCUGGCGUCAAUGCCCCGUACAUACAUCCCACGCGCAUGAAAAUCAUUCAGAAUGUAUCGUCGUGCAACAGAUUUUGCAACUGCAACAAGAUGAACUACCUUCCAGUUUGCGGCAACAACAACAUUACGUAUUUCGAUUCUUGUCACGCCGGAUGUUCCAUCAUCUUUGAAAACAAGACGUAUUCCAAAUGUGCUUGUGUUGCCAAAACGUUGAAUGUUUCGUUGACCGAGAGUUCAGCAACGCCUGGAAUAUGUGACAAAAACUGUAAGAAUCUCGUCCCAUUCCUUGUGGGAGCAUUUUUCCUACUCUUCACUAACUUCAUCGUUGCUACGCCAAACAAGACGGUCGUUUUGAGAUCAGUGCCCUUCAAUCAAAGGGCAUACGCCUUAGGGUUUCAAUGGCUGAUCAUGUCGUCGUUGGGAUCAAUGCCUGGUCCGGUAUUGUUUGGUACAUUCAUUGACAAGACGUGCAACCUUUGGGAGAAAAGAUGCAACGAGAAGGGCGCAUGUCUUGAAUACAACAACGCACAACUCAGUUACCUCAUCCUCGCUGCAGGCUUGUUAUUUCAAGUUGUUGCGACCAUUUUGUACUUUCUUUCGUGGUAUUUUUGCAAGUCUAAUAAACCGUUCGACUUGGGGGAGAAAAGUUUCGUUACUGCCGAUGAUGCUUCAGUGGACUAUGAAAAACAGAGGGUGGAACAAGCCCUUGACACUGGUUCGCCAAUGAUUCAAGUCCGGAGCCUGGAAACCGACGAUGACGUCAAUGACAUAAGCGGUAGUCGGUUGUCCCUGAUGUCACUGACGGCUCACGGGAUGGGUAACGUUGCAAGAUAUCCAUCUGCAACACUUGAUAACCUAUUAUAACCUUUUAUAUUUUUUCCAUGAAUCACAUGGGAGAAAAUCUAGGAAUAUUUUAAGUAAACAUUUUGACGGUGUUUUUUUCCAUAUAAUGUUUACAUCCGAAAGCUCGCGUAGGUAUUUAAAUUUAAAUAAUUGUUUUUAAAUUAAUGUAAAUAUUGAUUUGAGCCCUCCGUCAUCGAGCGAGGGCGACAGUAUUUUAGAAUUAUCGAAAUUGUUUAAAUGAAAAAUAAAUGAUGCACCAGGGGAA